AUGAAUCCAUUAAUGGAACUAUCCUUGAAUAGCAGUCAGUCAAAUAAAAAUCUUCCACUAAUAUUGGCCACCGUGUGGAUAAUAAGGGAAUAUUUCGCCACAUACACUGUGUCGGCGGUCAUUAUCGGUCAGUAUGCCAUUUCCGAUCAGGGUCGUCAGUUACAAAGUGACAUUAUGGAUGAAGUGUUAAGGACCAUAUCAAAUCCUGAGGUCAUUAUCAAAUAUCUGGUGGAGGGAGAAAUGUAUCCCCAGGAUGAUUCGGAGGCAACAAUGAGUGCCGCCGAAAUCAGGGAGAAGUUCUUUAGAUAUUACUCAAACCCUGAGAAGUCCAUAUGGUUUUUGGAUAGCAUACAGGCGUAUAACAAAUUUGAAGCAAAUCUUUUGAAUCCCAAUCACCGCUACCACCGCAAUGGCUACUUCAUUAUCGUCUAUACGGGCAGUGAGGCCACCCGUUUGGCGAAUAUCAAAGAAAUUUUCCAGCGCCUUUUUUGGAUUUAUGUCACCAAUGUCAAUGUCCUGAUGAUGGUGGGUAAACAUGCCUUCGUCUAUACCUAUUAUCCUUUCGCCCCGGAUAAAUGUCACUCAUCCCAACCGGAAUAUCUAAUGUCUUUCUAUGACAUUGAGAAAAAGCCUAACUUUACCACAGCCAUCAAACUCUUCCCCAGCAAGGUAAAAAAUAUGCAUCGUUGUAAACUGUCUGUGGCCACAUGGAAUUUUCCUCCGUAUAUUUUCUUGAACGAUGAUGAAAAGGAGAUGGAAUUGACAUUUUUGCGUGGCAUCGAGGGGUUUGUAAUAACUUUGCUUGCGGAACGUAUGAAUUUCUCAAUUGAAAUUAAACAACCAAAUCCGAUUGGAAGGGGUGUAAUUUAUCCGAAUGGAACUUCGACGCUGGCAGCUAAAAUGAUUCUAGAUCGAGAAGUCAACAUCACGAUAUCCGCCUAUACACAUAAUGCUCAACGUGCGGACAUAAUGUUGGCCAGCACCAGUUACCUAACAUCGACUUUCGUUCUAGCGAUACCAGAUGGUCAACCACUCUCACCUUUUGAACGUCUGAUCAAACCAUUUCGUUACAUUAUCUGGUCCUGCUUCAGUUCAAGUUUUCUCUUCGCGAUACUACUGAUUUAUUUCAUUAGACUUUUGGGUAGAUCCGAUUUAAUGGAUUUUAUUUAUGGACAGGAUAAUCGUAAACCGAUCACAAAUCUCAUUGCUGCCCUCUUCGGCGUGGGAUUGGUGAAUAAACUACCAUAUAGGAAUUUUGCCCGCUAUCUCCUAACCGUGUGGAUGCUCUACACCUUUGUUCUGCGAUCGGCAUAUUCUGGAGAACUGUUUAAAAUCCUACAAGAUGGCAGUUCGCGAAAUGUUAUGAGCAGCAUAGAAGAAGUCGUGGUCAAUAACUAUACCAUCUAUGCUUUUGCAACACUGGAAAAAGUCAUCAAAGAAUCCGUGCCUGAGGCCAAGGUAGAAAUGGUUAACACCACCGAAGAGGAGCUAUUGCUCCGAAUCAGCAGAGGAAGUGCGGAUGAUAAAAUUGUGCUAUGUUCACUCGAUCUCACCAUUCAAUAUUUUAAUCAACUACAUCCGCAUGCCAGAGUGCGUAUCCUGCGAGAACCCGUAUUGACAGCACCGCUCAUAUUCUAUAUGCCUCGCCAUAGUUAUAUCAAGCUGAGGACAGGCAACCUGAUAUUGGAUUUAAUACAAUCUGGUCUAAUGAAGCGUUACCGACGAAUGAUUCUUUACUCAUCGACAAAAAUUCAGCAGGAUCAUGUGGAACCCACAAAAUUGUCAAUACAUUUAUUAUUCGGAGUAUUUUGUACCUAUGGUGCCGGUUUAGUUUUUAGUACGAUUGUCUUCGGCUUGGAGAUGAUUUCGAAAAGAUGUCGUUCGUUGGCGGUAAUUAUUGAUUUUUUAAAUAUGUAG
This is a messenger RNA of Musca domestica (house fly), 1917 nucleotides long. RefSeq lists its product as uncharacterized. NCBI's taxonomy places the organism in Eukaryota, Metazoa, Arthropoda, Insecta, Diptera, Muscidae. Bases 1 to 1917 code for a protein of 638 amino acids. The transcript has 3 exons. The record is from RefSeq and is a predicted model, not a curated record.